AUGGAGACGACAACAGAGACUCUACAAAGUGCCCCCGAGACUCGUGGCGAUGAGUUUGAGAGCAAGUUACGGGACCUUCUGUCCCGCACCAGGAAGGUCGACUUGACUGCUCUGAACCUCAGCCCCGAGAAGUCUUCCAACGGCAUCCCUGCUGUUUUGCUAUGCUACGCCCAGGCUUUGAAAGAGGCUCAUCACGCGCCCGAAGCCGAAGCGCUCGACCAGGUGCGCGAGAAGGCGCUCGACAGGAAAGCUUUCGGUGGACUCGGCCUGCACGACGACGACACCGCCACUCCUGCCGAGCAGUCAGAGACACUCUUCCUGGUUGAGGCGUGGCUCGAGGCUGUCAACUCGCGAGAAAGAGCCCAGAACUUUCUGUCAUAUCGGUCCUCGCCCGCGGAAGGGACGAGACCGAUGACUCUGGCGCAGAAGAUCUUCGCCCAGCAUGUGAUUGGGGACAAACCGGGCAAGGGGUUGGCGGCCGGCGACGUCGUCAGGGUUGGCAUUGACUGGAUCCUGGCGUCAGAGCUGUCCUGGCAGGGAAUGGCCCGGACCUGGAGGCGGCUGGGCUCUCCCGGCAUCUGGCGCAACGACCGGUUCUGGCUGGCCGGCGACCACGUCGUCCACCCGGCCGUGGCGCAGCUGCCCAAGAUCAAAGCCAUGGUCGAGGUCGCGGAGAAGGCCAAGAACGAGUUCAAGAUGACCGAGUACCAAGGCAUGAACUACACCAUCAUGCACACCGAGUUCGUCCGAGAACGGGUCGAGCCUGGGAUGCUCGCCAUCGGGUCUGACUCCCACACCUGCUCCGGCGGCGCCGUGGGCUGCCUGUCCAUUGGACUCGGCACGGCGGAUGUGAUGAUGACUCUGACGCUGGGGGAGACGUGGUUCAAGAUCCCCGAGUCCAUCCUCAUCGAGUUUGUCGGCCAGCCCGCCUUUGGCAUGUCUGGCAAGGACGUCAUCCUCCACAUCCUGGGCGAGCUCAAGCGCAACACGGUCGCCGCGGAGCGAAUCGUCGAGUUCGCUGGCGAAGGCCUGCAGCACCUCUCCGUCGACGCCCGGUUCGCCAUCUCCAACAUGUGCACCGAGUUUGGUGCCAUCACGGGCAUUUUCGUGCCGGACCGCAUCACCAGCGACUACAUCGCACGGCGGCGGAGGAAAGCGAACCAGGUCAACUCGCUCUACUUCCGACCAGACCCCGACGCAGAGUACGCGGGCAGGUAUACCAUCGACCUGUCCCAGGUCGAGUCCUCGGUCGCCGUCUACCCGAAUCCGGACGACGUGGUGCCCGUCUCGCAGAUGGCCGGGAAGCCGCUCGACGGAGUCUUCAUCGGCGCCUGCACGACCACCGAGGAAGAGCUGGUCCUCGCCGCGCUCGUGCUCAAGGUCGGCCUCGACAGGAAACUGCCGCUGGCCAAGGGGAAACGGCACUAUGUGCCCGGGUCGCUGCCCAUCGUCGAGAAGUUGAAGGAUCUCAGACUUCUCGAGAUAUACGAGGCCGCCGGCUUCACUCGCGGGCCGCCUGGCUGUUCGUAUUGCGUGGGUCUCUCGGCCGAGCACGCCGAUGAGGGCGAGACGUGGUUGAGCUCGCAGAACCGCAAUUUCCAGAACCGCAUGGGCAAGGGCGCCUUCGGCCACGUCACGUCCGCAAUGGUCUGCGCGGCCUCGAGCUUCAGCAUGUCCAUCACCAGCCCGGCGGACUUUCUCUCGGAGCUGGACAUGGAUUUCUUCAAACGGUACCGUCCUCUCCCUGAGGUGGACAUGGUCCCCAUUGAAUACGUCGAGCCCGAUCUCAGCAGCUCGAGUGCUGGGCCGACGAACAGCAGCAGCGCUACCACCACCACGUUGCCUCUUCUCCCGGAUGCGGAAGACCAGCCGCCGAGAAAGCUGGACAAGAUCACAAGUAAGGUCGUCACGCUGGGCGACUUCAUCGACACGGACGCGCUGGCUCCAGGACACACGUUGACGUCGUGCGUGACCGACGAGGAGUUCGGGGAGCACGUCCUCGAGCACACGCACCCUGACUUCCGGGCCAAAGUGCGCGGGGGCCAGCAGGUCGUGGUGGCCGGGCAUGCGUUUGGCGUCGGGUCGAGUCGCGAGAUGGCCGUGGGUGCUUUGAAAGGCGCGGGCGUCCAGGCGGUGAUAGCCCGCUCGUUCGCCUUCAUCUACGGCCGCAACCAGCCCAGCCUGGGCCUGCUGGGGGUCACCAUGACGGACGAAGCGUUCUACGACGCCGCGCGGGAGGGCGAGGAGAUCACGCUGGACAUCCCCGCCCGGACCAUCACGGUCGCGGGCCAGGCGUUCCCCUUCCAGCUGUCCGAGAUGGAGUACAACCUGACUGUCAACAACGGCGUGGCCGAGAGUUACCGCAAGUUCGGGAAGGGCAUCUGGGAGCGGUUCACAGGCGCCGGGAAGGAAGAGAUCGAGACGUCCAUGGUCAGGGCGGCAGUGCAGGGUGGUGGGGAGGAAGGCAAGACGGGGGAUAAGAAGUUGGAAUGGUAG
Molecule: messenger RNA, 2496 nt
Organism: Cladophialophora immunda
Lineage: Eukaryota; Fungi; Ascomycota; Eurotiomycetes; Chaetothyriales; Herpotrichiellaceae
Exons: 5
Coding region: 1-2496 (831 amino acids)
Source: RefSeq, a predicted model, not a curated record